AUGGAUGUUGCGGAGACAGGGGAGGACCCCUCGAGCAAAUCAUGGUCUAUCACAGACGUGAGUACCCAUCGGCCAUACUUUUUGUUGAAUGAUGCUAACAUAAAGAAGAUUGUCUUCGUUGCGUGUGUCAGCCCCAUCCUGGUUGCAGCCGUUCUAGAAUGGUUCCUAUGGCUCGCUGCCUUCUUGUAUUGUCUGAGCAAAGCCUUCAAAAAGGCUGAUCAUUGGUCUCAACGCUUACUGGCGACUCUUUUGAUUGUCAUUUUCUUGAUCAUCAGGGGUGUCUUCCUGCCUGUCAUGAUCGUCACCAUACCACUGCCGAGCCGCAUCACCCGCUAUUUCCCAGACAUCGUUGUUUACGCUCUGCAAGAGUUUGCGUUCUACGCUUUCGCCGUCCUAUUGACUGUCCCAUGGCUUGUUGUAGUCUACCAGAUCAUCGUCCAUCCGAUUGGCCGUAAGAAGCAAGUCAGAUAUCCCCUGACUGAACACAACGCUCCGAAAGUCGUGGUCGUUAUGCCGGUCUACAAGGAGCCGCCCGACUCGCUCUGGACAGCACUCAACUCCGUUGUCGCUGGAGACUACCCCCCAGAAUGCAUUCACGUAUUCCUCUCCUUCGACGGCGAAGAUAUCGACGAGCUCUAUCUCAGGACUAUCGACCGCCUAGGGAUUCCGGUCACCAUGAAAGACUUUCCAAAAUCAAUAGAUGUUGCAUAUAACGGUGCCCGGGUCACAAUAUCCCGCUUUCGCCACGGGGGCAAACGCCACUGCCAAAAGGCUACGUAUAUGCUCAUCGACAAGAUCUACAAGCGGUACCUCUCCGUGAAAGACAAUCUAUUCAUUCUCUUUAUUGACUCGGACUGUAUCUUGGAUCCGGUGUGCAUUCAGAACUUUAUGUACGAGAUGGAACUCAAGCCUGGUAUCGACCAAAACAUGCUUGCAAUGACUGGAGUUAUCACGUCUUGUUCGGAAAAGACAUCCCUGAUAACCCUUCUCCAGGAUAUGGAGUAUGUGCAUGGUCAGUUAUACGAGCGCUCUGUCGAGUCCGGACUAGGAGCGGUCACCUGCUUGCCGGGUGCGCUGACUAUUCUUCGCUUCUCUGCGUUCCGAAAUAUGGCCAAGUACUACUUUUCAGAUAAGGCCGAGAAUUGUGAAGAUCUCUUCGAUUAUGGCAAGACUCACCUGGGCGAGGACCGGUGGUUAACACACCUGUUCAUGCUGGGAGCCAAAAAGCGGUAUCAAAUCCAGAUGUGCUCGAGUGCUUUCUGCAAGACUGAAGCCGUCCAAUCUUUCCGAGCACUUCUCAAGCAGAGAAGACGGUGGUUUCUAGGCUUCAUCACAAACGAAGUCUGCAUGUUAACGGACUUUCGACUCUGGCGCAAGUAUCCGUUGCUUUGUCUUAUUCGGUUGAUGCAGGAUACCAUAAGGACGACAGCAUUGCUUUUUACCAUCAUGAUGAUCUCAGUUGCAACAAAGUCGAGUAAGUUUGGUGAUCUCCCGUGGCAAUUCAUUUGCGUGUCAUUGGGUUUGAACUGGCUCAUGAUGCUGUACUUUGCGGCAAAGUUGACGCGACUGAAGGCAGCCUUGUACCCGGUGAUGUUCGUUCUGAACCCAUUCAUGAAUUGGAUCUACAUGGUCUAUGGCAUCUUCACCGCCGGCCAGCGUACGUGGGGCGGGCCACGCGCGGAUGCGGGCGCUGCUGAUGCUAAGAUUACUCCACAAGAGGCUAUCGAGUACGCCGUCGCCACGGGAGAUGAUCUCAACAUUGUCCCAGAAACGUUCAAGCCGGCCCUCCAAGCUCGGCAGCGGCGUGUCAAGCACUCGACCCUGGCACCGUCGCCAAGCGUUGAAGGCAGAUUCGCUCCUGCAGAACAGAUGUCAAACGGGGGCUAUCGUGUCCACCGUCCUUCCUCAGGGGAAUCUGACAUCGACCUGAAAGAUUUUAGAUACUCCCACGACAGCUCAGGCGAUCUGAGCGAUACUGAAGGAAUCUCAAUCCACACUCCGCGCCGCGUCGACACCAGUCUCUACAUGACUGAUGCAAUGUACGGCAUGGAAGGUUCGAGCCAUGCUGUAUUGGCCGAUCCGAGCGAGCUGUCCAGGAGGCUGAAAAUACUUUCAGCAACAUCUAUGUUGCCAUCAGCUGCCCAGUCCUCAAUCAAUGAACGGAGCCCUCUUGGCAGAACCAGUCCGCUCACUGCAGCGAACAUGGGCAAUAAUGGGGUUCGGCGGGGACAGCGGGACAAUGGCGGGCGGCCCCAGACCGAUCAGACGGGGGCGAGGAGGAGUUCGGUCAGGAGAAAGUUGCAGAAGAGAGACUCCAGUCCAGCGAGCAUGGUGUGA
Cyphellophora europaea CBS 101466 is the source of this 2337-nucleotide messenger RNA. RefSeq lists its product as uncharacterized. Lineage: Eukaryota; Fungi; Ascomycota; Eurotiomycetes; Chaetothyriales; Cyphellophoraceae. The transcript is spliced from 2 exons. Bases 1 to 2337 code for a protein of 778 amino acids. Gene Ontology annotation, molecular function: chitin synthase activity. Gene Ontology annotation, cellular component: cell periphery; cell septum. The record is from RefSeq and is a predicted model, not a curated record.